UCGCCGUGUCCGGAGAUGCUGGAAGUGGAAAGCCUCCAUUCUCCAUUCCUCACUCUCCACUUGUGACCCCGAGGAGCCGAUAUAGACUCCUCUUUCACAACUCACUCGAUAUCCAUCAAGUCAGAAUACUCAGCCCCAAAAAUGUGUAAAAAGGCUACCUGCGGAACCUGCAAGAAGACCUCCUGGUGGGGUUGUGGCAGCCAUAUUCAGUCCGUUAUCGACAACGUCCCUGAGGCUGAGCGUUGCGAGUGCGAGCCCAAGGUUGACGUUGGCGGUGCUUCAUACCCGCCUAUGGCUGCGUCUCCCAACUGACUUAUCGAGAGAGCUGCGGCUCUGGUUCUAUGGACGCGCGGCAAGAAAGCGACAUGGUCACCCACUGGUGUUGUGGAGGAGCCAUUGUAGUGUUCCUGAUGUGAGGCGAUUGCAGGAGAUCAUGGAUUGGCGUGCGUGGCGUUGGGUUGACUCAGAAAAUAGGGUUGGUGGUUGAAGACUACGUGAAUAAGAAACUAUCAGCAAAUACUCGAGGCAAUCAUUUCCCAUUCUCGUGAACUGUUAUCGUG
Fusarium odoratissimum NRRL 54006 is the source of this 560-nucleotide messenger RNA. RefSeq lists its product as uncharacterized. Lineage: Eukaryota; Fungi; Ascomycota; Sordariomycetes; Hypocreales; Nectriaceae. The transcript has 2 exons. The coding region runs from base 142 to 312 and encodes 56 amino acids. The record is from RefSeq and is a predicted model, not a curated record.